This is a messenger RNA of Labrus mixtus (cuckoo wrasse), 1658 nucleotides long. It is a transcript of the gene chst14, whose product is annotated as carbohydrate (N-acetylgalactosamine 4-0) sulfotransferase 14. Gene Ontology annotation, cellular component: membrane. Bases 143 to 1270 code for a protein of 375 amino acids. The transcript is spliced from 2 exons. NCBI's taxonomy places the organism in Eukaryota, Metazoa, Chordata, Actinopteri, Labriformes, Labridae. Gene Ontology annotation, biological process: carbohydrate biosynthetic process; dermatan sulfate proteoglycan metabolic process. Gene Ontology annotation, molecular function: sulfotransferase activity. The record is from RefSeq and is a predicted model, not a curated record.
ACACGCUGGCUACAGUGGCUAGCUUAAUGUACUUUGAAAGUUAACUAUGGGUACGUGGUAGGUACCUUAUGGUUUGUUUCCCUACGUUAAUGAGUUUCAAACUUUAUAAAGAUAAUAAGUAAAGGUCAGCGGGACACUCAGGAUGCUUCCUCGCAGGCAGGAGCUCGGGAUAAAACGUCCCGGAGGAGGACGCAGCAGCUCGGUUAUAAACUUUAGGACGACCGUGAGCUCGGGUUCGGUCCGCCGCAGCUCCGCCGUUUUACCGUCUCUGCUCACGUUCCUGGUGAUCGUGGCGUCCGGGGGCCUGCUGCUCAUGAUAGAGAAAGGACUGCUGAACGGUGUGGAGACGCCUCCACCGCGGGGGAACAGCGGCCGGCGGAUGGAGCUCCUCCGGCGGGAGGACGGGAGGCACAGCCCGGCCGCUGAGGACGUGGACUCCCAGAUCAUCCAGGAGAUCCGAAACAGGACCAUCAGGACCGUGUGCAGCCAGAAGAACAUGCCGCACAACAUCUGGACCCUGAGCCCGCUGCAAAGGAAGACGCUGCUGCAGCACGUCUUAGUCAACGACAAGCACCGCUUCCUGUACUGCUACGUGCCCAAAGUGGCGUGCUCCAACUGGAAGCGGGUCCUGAAGGUCCUGAGCGGCGCUCUCGAGAGCGUGGACGUCAACAUCAAGAUGGACCACCGCAGCGACCUGCUGUUCCUGUCCGCUCUGAAACCCGACGAGAUCCGCUACCGCCUGGAACACUACUUCAAGUUCAUGUUUGUGCGCGAGCCCAUGGAGCGGCUGCUGUCGGCGUACAGGAACAAGUUCGGAGAGAUUGUGUCGUACCAGAGGAAGUACGGCGUGGAGAUCGUAAAGCGGUACAGGAAAGGCCGCGUGAAAGACGCCUCUGUAACCGGAGACGACGUGACCUUUGCAGAGUUUGUCCGUUACCUGCUGGACGAGGACGUGGAGCGGAUGAACGAGCACUGGAUGCCCAUCUACAACCUGUGCCAACCCUGCGCCGUCUCCUACGACUUCAUCGGCUCCUACGAGCAGCUCCACAGCGACUCAGAGUUUGUGCUGCAACGAAUCGGAGCGCCCCCUUCUGUUCACUUCCCAGAGAGACAGACGUGGUACAAACCGGUCACCACGGAGACGUUACACUACUACCUGUGCAGCUUGCCUCAGAAACUGCUGAGGGAACUGCUGCCCAAAUAUAUUUUAGACUUUUCCCUCUUCACGUAUCCUCUCCCCAACACGACCACUCAACACUGUCGCCAUUAAACGUGCAAAUCCUUUAGAGAGCGCAGAUUAUUUUUUAUAGAGAAUCAUUUGUACUAUUUUUUAUUCUUAGAGAACAAGCAGUGUUUUUAUAGCUGUUACAUAUUUUCACCUGAUGUUUUAAAUAUUAUUGGAAAAUGCAGAUUUUUUUUCUUUUUGAAGAGAUGAAAGUUUACUUAGAAACCACUAAAAGCUUGAGAUGAGCUGCGGAUGACAGGAAACAAAAAGCAUGUCAAUCACAGAGAUGCACUGUCUGUUACUGAUCAAACAUGUGGAUCAGGUGUCCCCCGGACCGGUCGAUUCAAAUCUAUUUGUACUUCUAUGUGAGCUGAACGCCAUGAAGCCCGGAGCUCACUGAGCGCUUAUUUUCAACAAGGAAGAUUCAACCUGC